This is a messenger RNA of Chelmon rostratus (copperband butterflyfish), 5040 nucleotides long. RefSeq names its product AP2-associated protein kinase 1-like. Gene Ontology annotation, molecular function: protein kinase activity; ATP binding. Gene Ontology annotation, biological process: protein phosphorylation. The record is from RefSeq and is a predicted model, not a curated record. The coding region runs from base 692 to 3976 and encodes 1094 amino acids. The transcript is spliced from 19 exons. Lineage: Eukaryota; Metazoa; Chordata; Actinopteri; Chaetodontiformes; Chaetodontidae.
GAGGGGAGCCGGAGAGGACUCGUCCCACUAGCAUUCACACUGUUUGUAGCUCCGUUAGCUCUGUCAUUAAGUUAGUUGACCAGCCUUCUUCCAGCCGGCUGGACGCACAAAAGCAGUGGAGGUCUGUCAUUUCUUCUGCGACACAGACGGGCAGAGCAGCGGGUGAACUCAGUAAUAUUUCGGGUGGAAGAUCUAGGUGGAGAUGUGUAAUAAGCUGCAUUGGACACUAAGGACCUACCUGGCUGCCAGACUAUCAACUGACAGCUGUCACCGCACCUAGCUGCUUAAGCUAGCUGGCUAGGUGAGCUAACAGCUAACAAGUGUUUUUUCGGGCUCAUAGCCUGGCUAAUUUAGCCAGCCAGUGCUGCUGUCGGUUCGCGGAGGUAAGCAGCGACUUCUGCUGAACGUUGUAUCUUAUUAUAUUCUCAACAACAUUCGACUCCACCUGCUGUUCAAACUAUGAGUUAGCCAAGGAGCAUCGGACAGCAGUGUUUGGAAUAUUUUGAGGUCCAGCUAGUUGGCUAACAUUUAGCUUGAAGCUAGUUGACUGCAUUCAUUCAAUUAUUGAAAAACUGCUUAAGCGCAAAUACCAGCACCUCAACCAACAGAACCUGGUUAUACCCAAUCAUACUUGUUGUUACGACACAAAUACAUUUUGGACUCGAGCGUGCUUUUGAUAACCUCGGGGGACAUGAAGAAAUUUUUUGAUUCUCGUCGGGAGUUGGUGAGCUCUGGGCCUGGCUCCGGAGUCGGUGGAGGAGGCGCUGGUUCCGGCGGCGGUGGCAGCUUCAUCGGACGGGUCUUUACCAUUGGACGAUAUCAAGUGACCGUCGAGGAAAUUGUUGCCGAAGGAGGCUUUGCCAUAGUUUUUUUGGUGCGGACUCAUCAAGGCCUGCGCUGUGCACUGAAAAGAAUGUAUGUCAACAAUGAGCACGAUCUGCAGGUCUGCAAACUUGAGAUUCAGAUUAUGAGGGACCUAGUGGGCAACAAAAACAUAGUUGGUUUCCUGGACUCCAGCAUUACUGCAGUUGGAGCUGGCGAUGUGUGGGAAGUCCUAAUCUUAAUGGACUUCUGUCGAGGUGGUCAGGUGGUUAACCUAAUGAACCAGCGGCUGCAGACGGGCUUCACUGAGGCCGAGGUGUUGCAAAUCUUCUGUGACACAUGCGAAGCGGUCGCUCGUCUCCAUCAGUGCAAGAGUCCAAUCAUCCAUCGAGAUCUGAAGGUGGAAAAUAUCCUUCUGCACGACCGGGGACACUACGUGCUCUGUGAUUUUGGAAGUGCUACUAAUCACUUCCAAAACCCUCAGACAGAGGGGGUGCCAGUCGUGGAGGAGGAAAUCAAAAAGUACACUACUCUGUCAUACCGCGCUCCAGAGAUGGUCAACCUCUAUGGUGGGAAGGUCAUCACAACGAAGGCAGACAUUUGGGCCAUGGGUUGUCUGCUGUAUAAGCUGUGCUACUUCACGCUCCCUUUUGGGGAGAGCCAAGUGGCAAUCUGUGAUGGAAGUUUCACCAUCCCAGACAACUCUCGCUACACCCACGACAUGCACUGUCUCAUCAGAUACAUGCUGGAACCUGACCCAGAAAAGAGACCUGACAUCUACCAAAUAUCCUACUUUGCCUUUAAACUGGCUCGACGAGAGUGCCCAGUCCAAAAUGUACAUAAUUCACCUAUUCCUGCAAAACUUCCUGAGCCUAUCAGAGCCAGUGAAGCUGUGGCCAAAAAGAGUCAAACCAAAGCCAGGCUCACAGACCCCAUUCCUACCACGGAAACCUCAAUAGCACCUCGGCAACGACCCAAGGCUGGCCAGGCCCAGCCCCAGCCGAUAUCAGGCAUUCUUCCCAUCCAGCCAGCUCUCACCCCACGCAAAAGACCCAAUGUGGCUGCUGGAGCACCCCAGGCCAUAGGUGUCGGUAUCAGUGUCCCACCUCCAGCUGCAGCUGCUGUCCAACCUGCUCAGCAGGCUCCUGCUGCACAGGCUGCACCGCAGCCAGCUCAGACCGCCAACAUGCAGCCACAGGCUACACCACAGCAUCAGCAGCUCCUCAUGAAGCAGCAACAAGCCUCAGGCUUCUUAAGCCCACAGAGUAAUCAGCAGCAUCAACUGGUACUCACCCACCAGCAGCCAACAGCGUCUCAGGCACCUACCCUGCUGCAGUCCAAAGCUAAGCCUGUCCCUCCAGUUGUGCCCUUACAACUGCAACACCAGCAGCUGCAGCAGCAUGUAGCCGCUGUCCAUGAAACAACAGCUUCUCAUCUGACCCCCAUCCCCGAAUCUGCAGCCAUUGGUCCUGCAGCCGACCCAGAGGUCGUGAUGGCUGGCCGAGGGAUUCACAAAGUCGGCUCCUUGACGCCCCCCUCGUCGCCAAAGAUGGCCCCUAAGAGCGGCCACAGACGCAUCCUGAGCGAUGUCACUCACAGUGCCGUGUUUGGGGUCCCCGUCAGCAAGUCCACCCAGCUACUCCAGGCAGCCGCAGCUGAGGCCAGCCUCAACAAGUCCAAAUCAGCCAGCACUACUCCUUCUGGUUCCCCCUGCUCGUCCCAGCAGAGUGUGUAUCAUCCGGGUGGUGACGGUGACGCCCAAGCAGGCCAUACUGCACCCAACACUCAGCCCAGCUGGAACCCCUUUGGCGACGAUAACUUCUCCAAGCUAACAGCAGAGGAGCUGCUUAACAAAGACUUUGCAAAGCUAGCUGAGACUGCUGCACCAGGAGAAAAGAUCACAGGCUCCAGUGAAGAUCUCAUUCCAGGACUCAAUGCUUUUCCAGCGAAGGCAGAGGUGUGUGUGGACUCACUGAUUCCUGGUCUGGAAGCCCCCCAGGCCCAGCGACAUUCAGGCCAGCCAGAGCUCAUCCCUGCCAGCAUGCCAGACUCUGUCACUGGGGAGGACUCUCUGCUGGGCUGCCAUCUAUUAUCUCAUACUUCUCCUCAUGGAAACCAGUCUGUUUCUGCUCUCCCUUCCUCCUGCUCCUCUGCUCCUCCUGGCUCUGGCUCUGGUUCCUGUCUGGAGGAGCUGCCGCCUGGUCAGACACCCUCUGACUCUGCUUUCCUCAUGUCGUGUGGGGAGAAGGGCAAUGACGACGAGUUUGACCCUAUUCCUGUGCUCAUCUCCAAAAACUCAAAUCAAGAUGUGCAAGGGGAGAGUAAUGGCUACUCUGUGCUUGGAGAGGGACAAGAGACUGAGCCUCCCCAAGGAGAUUCUCAGACAAACGACGGAUGUGUGCACUCGAGUGAUGAAGAUGAGGAGAAAGAAGCCCAGAAGGAGCGGCAGCAGCAGGAGGAGGAGGGGGCCGCUGAGACUCAUGCAGCAGCCCAUGACUGCAGCGGCUCCAGACCGCUGCUGCUGGACUCCGAGGAUGAAGAGGAGCAAGGACCUCAGUUAGCCCUCCACUCAUCAUCGCACUCCGACGCAGCACCAUCACAACCGUCCACUACCUUCCAUCAACCCAGCACCUUCGCUCAGAAUCAUUCCCAGCACCUACAUGAGCCGGCGGUGGGGGCAGAAGUCGCUGCAGAUGUUUUCUCGAAAGCCCCCUUUCGGGUCGGACAAGAAGAAGCUUGCGACGUGUUUGCCAACGCUCCUUUCCCACGUGCCCCCCUUUCAGCUCAGCAGCAGCUCGACGUGUUCUCUCAGGCUCCCUUCGGGAAACGGAAGGAGGCCACGGGAGCUCAGGCCAAGACCUCAUAUCCUCACGCAGCUGGAGUUCAAGGUGUGACCCCCGAGCAAGGUGUGUUGGGACAAGUUGCCCAGCAACCGUUCCGCCCUCAAGCUCUGGCCAAAUACUCCCGGCACUUUGAGGGACCUGUGCCGCAGCAGCCGGUAGCAGCUCACAGAGUCGUGUCUAACGUGAGCAGGCAAGCCGCUGUGGCAUCAGUCCCCGUUGGACCUCUCCACUCAUGGACCUCAGAAGUGAGCGCUGUGGACCCUUUCGUCUCUGCACCCUUUCACCUCAAGGCCCCGCAAGAAAAGCCCUGAAUGCACACUCAGGGGUCAGGGCAUCGGCGCCACUCAAUUAUGCAAACUACAACCGGCGUACUGCAUGCUGUCACCAGCGCUGCAGCUGGACUGCAGACCUGCAUGGAUCUCAUUCUUAACUGGCUCCAAUUAGUCUGAUAGUGCAAGGUCAUCCUUAUUAGAGGAAGAAAACUGACAUCAUUCCCAGACUCCCGCUCACCUUUUAUUUUUCCUGUCAAUCCUUUUGGUACGUUCAUCUACACAAAGACAACACGGUGGUCAAGCAUUUGAUUGUUUUCUUGCCUACCUCAGUUACUUUUUGUGUCAGCACUAAGAAGCCACACAGUGAGGGAGGUGGGAGGUGGUAGAUUGUCUGCAGCUUUGGCAGUCUAAUUUCCUGUAUGUUUGAGCUUUACUGUGAAACUAUGAUCUGAUAACGCCUCACUCCUCCAUUGUAUUAGUUCUCAUAAAGGAUGCGUUCAGCUUGAAUCACAAGAUCAUGACUUCACAGAAGCUUGGAUGAGGAAAAGACGCUGUUUAGCACCGUGAGCGAGUGAAACACAUCCGCAGUCUGACAAUACUAUUGUGUGUUUUGUUUUUUUGUGACAGGACGUUUCAGAGGAAUCCGUAAUUGCAUCAAACCACAUUUUGACCGGCCUUAUGUUUCUGCCCUCAAAGUCAACCGUUUUAGGCCCUUUGGUCUUCAUGCUUGACCGUUUGCUACGAAGCAGAUGCCGGAUAAUGAUGCGUAGACAUUUCAAUGAACAUUUGUUGAUAUGACGUAACUUUUUUUUUUCCAAAAUGUUUGCAUUUUUGUCAUGUGUAUUACGUUUGUGGUCACUGUCCUGUCUGAUGGAAUAUCAGUGUUCAUUCCAUUUAAACGUAUAUAAAUGUUAGGCAUAGAAAAUACAGUGUACUAGUUCCUUUCUUAUAUAAACGUAGCAGAUUCACGUUGUUUGUUUUGCCUCAUGUUUGUAACAGGACAUCUCUGAAGCCUUACACUUUUAAAAUACUUCCCUCCUACCACACCAGACAGCGCAAAACACGUUUGCCUUUUGUGCCCUCCUAAAACAAACUGCUGCAAU